GGUGGUUGAAAAACAACAAUGUAAUAUGUGCUUUUAAUGCAAAACAAAGAAAUGUGGCUAAAAAUUGGUCAUGUGACGAUCUUAUUGUUAAAAACGCUCCAUUUAUGGUUGAAAAAAAAGAUUCAAAAGGAUCUUAUGAAAUCAAGGAAUCGCCAUGUGCAUAUAUAGAAAAUCUACAAGGACAUAUAACAAAUGUACUAGAUAGACUAGAUAGCAACAACAUUUUAUUAUACAACAAGAUUAAAGACAACGAAAUCCAUAUAAAAAUAGGAGGUGAUUAUGGAGGUGAUUUGUUUAAAAUGUUUUAUCAAGUGGCGAAUGUGGAGAAGCCUAAUGCCAAAACUAAUACAACAAUAUUUAAUAUAUUUAAGGCAAAAGAUUAUACCACAAAUUUGAAAAUUUCAUUGGCAAGAUUUACAUCAGAUAUUGAUUUGUUGCAAAAAAUGAUUUGGAAGUAAGAACAUAUUACAAACAACAAAAUAAUUCAAUUAUUCAAACA
This is a messenger RNA of Hydra vulgaris (swiftwater hydra), 499 nucleotides long. The record is from RefSeq and is a predicted model, not a curated record. Lineage: Eukaryota; Metazoa; Cnidaria; Hydrozoa; Anthoathecata; Hydridae.